Messenger RNA from Hydatigera taeniaeformis, 759 nucleotides. The record is from the annotation of a GenBank genome assembly. Lineage: Eukaryota; Metazoa; Platyhelminthes; Cestoda; Cyclophyllidea; Taeniidae.
AUGCAUGGGCUACUAGGAUGCAAACGCAAUUGGAGAUCCAUUGCUCUCGCGCUUAACCAAAAAGGUCUUGGACAGGUAUAUUGCAUCGAUGCAAGAAACCACGGAUCAAGCCCGUGGUCGAAGGAAAUGAAAUAUGAAUUCCUUGCCGAAGAUAUCCUUAAUUUCGUCAACACUAUGAAGUCUGCCAGUGUUUCUCUAAUUGGUCACAGUAUGGGAGGCAAGGCGGCAAUGACGGCUGCACUGCUGGAGCCUUCUAUGAUCAAUAGCCUGGCGAUCGUAGACAUUGCUCCCAGCAUAUCCCCAAACAUGGCUGACACGAACUUUUUGGUUUCCCUGAUGAGCCGCGUCGAUGCUGAAAGAAUGGCUAGUGCAAGAAACCUUCAUACACUUCGGGCGUGUUUAAUGAAGGAGUGGGAAGAGGCCGUUCCUUCAUACCAACAGCGCGCAUUUAUUCUCGAUAAUCUCAUUGAGUCCGGAGGCAGGAUUGCAUGGCGUGUUAAUUUGGAGGCUAUCCGAAACAGCUUGAGUAAUAUUUUUGCUUUCCCCUUUUCCCGAGAGCACGAUAACAUGACUUUCGGUGGUCCUACUCUCUUCAUCGCUGGAGAACUCUCACCUUUCUUAAAAUCCGAUCAAAUGCCCAAUGUACUCCAUUUUUUCCCGCGAGCUCAGCGCGUGGAGAUUCCCGGCGCUGGACACUGGAUCAAUGUUGAUGCUCCCGGGCCUCUUACCGACAAACUCGCGGAGUUUCUUAAUCCCUAA